Lotus japonicus is the source of this 1617-nucleotide messenger RNA. RefSeq names its product heptahelical transmembrane protein 1. Gene Ontology annotation, molecular function: signaling receptor activity. Bases 278 to 1411 code for a protein of 377 amino acids. The transcript is spliced from 4 exons. NCBI's taxonomy places the organism in Eukaryota, Viridiplantae, Streptophyta, Magnoliopsida, Fabales, Fabaceae. Gene Ontology annotation, cellular component: membrane. The record is from RefSeq and is a predicted model, not a curated record. Gene Ontology annotation, biological process: response to hormone.
AUAAAAGCAGCAUAUAUAUAAUAUAUUGUUAUAAGUUAUAACAAACCCCACAGAGUAGUGCCAAUUUUCACGGAGAGAGGUCCUUAAAUGCUGCAGUUGGUGCAGUUGUGCAGCAUCCUUCCAUAACUACAUCUCCAAUCUCUCAACAACAACUAGCCACGCAUCGCAUCAAACAACACAAAAGAGAGAGAAACUUACAAACAAACAAACACACAAAACUUGCCUCUCUCUGCACAAGUUAACUAACUAACUCGUGGUGGUGGUGGUAGUGGUGGCGAUGAACUAUUGUGAGACGAAAAGCGUGGCGGUGGUGAAGAAGCGGAAAGGCGGCAGAGAAGAAACACUCUCACCUUCUUCCAACAAAACCACCACCGCCAUGUUGUCGUCUCACCAGGAUCGGAAUCGGAACAACAGAUCACCACCGAAACGCUACCCUCUCUUGUCGUUUUGGGAGCUUCCGGAAUACAUGAAGGACAACGAGUACAUCUUGCGUUAUUACAGAGCCAAUUGGCCUCUUAAACAAGCUUUCUUCAGCCUCUUUCGUUGGCAUAACGAAACCUUAAACGUUUGGACGCAUUUGAUUGGAUUUUUUCUGUUUCUCGGAUUGACUCUGGCGAAUUUGAUGAAGCCUCAUGUGGUGGAUCUGUUAGACCAAAUUACCAGGUCUUUUUCUUCAAGUGCAGACAAAAAUGUUUCUGAUAACAUCAAAGAUCUGUUCCUGGGGACAGCAUUACUCUUCGAUUUAAAACAUCAGCUACCUCUGAAAAUGGAACUCAAAUCCAUAGAGAUGAUCACAGAAAGGUGGCCCUUCUUCAUUUUCCUAGCUGGAGCCAUGUUCUGCCUCAUCUCUAGCAGCAUUUGCCACCUCUUCUCUUGUCACUCCCACGACUUAAACCUGUUACUAUUGCGAAUCGACUAUAUCGGGAUUGUUGUCAUGAUCAUCACCUCCUUUUUCCCUCAGAUUUACUACAUUUUCCUGUGCCAACCUCACUGGCAGCUCCUCUACCUUGCUGGGAUCACAGCAAUGGGGCUAUUCACCAUAGCAACACUGCUCUCCCCAUCGCUUUCGACCGGCAAACACCGCGCAUUCAGGGCCAUGUUGUUCUGUUCAAUGGGACUUUUUGGCAUUGUUCCUGCAAUUCAUGCUUGUUUUGUCAAUUGGGGGAACCCGCGGCGCAAUGUGACACUUGCAUAUGAAUGUACCAUGGCCUUGUCUUACUUGACAGGGACCUUGUUCUAUGUGACAAGAAUUCCAGAAAGGUGGAAGCCUGGGUGGUUUGAUUUGGCAGGACAUAGCCAUCAGAUAUUUCAUAUUCUGGUGGUGGUUGGGGCAUUGGCACAUUAUGCAGCUACUCUGAAAAUGCUUGAAUGGCGUGACGCUUGGGGGUGUGACAAGGUUGGUCUUCAAUGAUGUAUCUUUCACUACAGCAUAGAAGAUAAGGAGCAUUGUCCUUACAUAAGUGAUUCAGCAAAAUGUUAAUACUUAAUGUCUGUAUGCAUUAUCUCAGUUAGUCAGUUCUGUCUCAUGAGUCAUUUUUCCCCGUUAUCAAUUUGUCAUUCAAUGGAUCAAUAUAUUAUUGUACCUAGAAUUUAUUUAACGGGAUUUGCUCUUCUGUC